Molecule: messenger RNA, 1233 nt
Organism: Chinchilla lanigera (long-tailed chinchilla)
Lineage: Eukaryota; Metazoa; Chordata; Mammalia; Rodentia; Chinchillidae
Product: protein FRG1
Exons: 9
Coding region: 198-1160 (320 amino acids)
Cellular component (GO): striated muscle dense body; catalytic step 2 spliceosome; nucleolus
Molecular function (GO): actin filament binding
Source: RefSeq, a predicted model, not a curated record
CCCAGGUUUACAUGCCUCGACGACAAAAUUAUGCCCCUAAAUCAUGGCCUAGUUCUGGGACAGUUUCGGUUAGGCUGUCUCUCCAGGGCCCGUCACAACCGUUACAACCUGCAUUCCACCAGAGGGCGCAUCCAACCCGCAUAGCUUCCGGCAGUUCAUCAGCAGGGAACACGUAAAGGCUGACAUAGUUAGACCCAAUGCAGCUUCCGUACCCUCCUCCCGGCAAGUACACAGGAAGUAGAAUAGGCGUUUGGGGACUCAGGGCUUGGAUCAGGGAAGAGGCUGGACCGCUGAGUUGCUCUCGCAGAACCCCGCUCGCCUGUGGCUCUAGUCUAGGCCUUUGUCCGGGCCGGCGGCCGGCUCCCGGCACAAGUUUCGUGGGAAGCAUGGCCGAAUACUCCUACGUAAAGUCCACCAAGCUCGUGCUCAAGGGAACAAAAGCCAAAAGUAAGAAGAAAAAAAAAGAAAAGAAGAGAAAAAAAGAAGAGGAUGAAGAAACCCAACUUGAUAUUGUUGGAAUAUGGUGGACAGUAGCCAACUUCGGUGAUAUUUCGGGAACCAUUGCCAUUGAAAUGGAUAAAGGAACCUAUAUCCAUGCACUUGACAAUGGUCUUUUUACACUGGGAGCCCCACAUAAAGAAGUUGAUGAAGGUCCUAGUCCUCCUGAGCAGUUUACUGCUGUCAAAUUGUCUGAUUCCAGAAUUGCCCUGAAAUCUGGCUAUGGAAAGUAUCUUGGUAUCAAUUCAGAUGGACUUGUUGUUGGACGUUCAGAUGCCAUUGGACCAAGAGAACAAUGGGAACCAGUGUUUCAAGAUGGGAAAAUGGCCUUACUGGCCUCAAAUAGUUGCUUUAUCAGAUGCAAUGAAGCAGGGGAUAUAGAAGCAAAAAGUAAAACAGCAGGAGAAGAAGAAAUGAUAAAGAUUAGAUCCUGUGCUGAAAGGGAAACCAAGAAAAAAGAUGACAUCCCAGAAGAAGACAAAGGGAAUGUAAAACAGUGUGAAAUCAACUACGUAAAAAAAUUUCAGAGUUUCCAAGAUCAUAAACUUAAAAUCAGUAAAGAAGACAGUAAAAUUCUUAAAAAGGCUCGGAAAGAUGGAUUUUUGCAUGAGACACUUCUGGACAGGAGAGCCAAGUUGAAAGCUGAUAGAUACUGCAAAUGACUGGGAUUUUUGUUUCGGCCUACUCUUUUUGUUUUUUCUGAAUAAAAUACUCGGUGGUAGUGCUUUAUACAAU